Messenger RNA from Rhinolophus ferrumequinum (greater horseshoe bat), 538 nucleotides. It is a transcript of the gene AAMDC, whose product is annotated as adipogenesis associated Mth938 domain containing. Gene Ontology annotation, biological process: positive regulation of fat cell differentiation. The record is from RefSeq and is a predicted model, not a curated record. The coding region runs from base 142 to 510 and encodes 122 amino acids. Gene Ontology annotation, cellular component: cytoplasm. The transcript has 4 exons. Lineage: Eukaryota; Metazoa; Chordata; Mammalia; Chiroptera; Rhinolophidae.
GAAAGGCUCAUUCGGGGCGGGGCGACAGGGUGGAACGCCUAGCAUAGAGAGCCUGAUCUAACGAAGGUGAAAGGUAAAGCACGGAGCCCUUUGGGAUCGCAACUCCGCGGAGAGAGGUCUUUGGAUUUCAGUUCAGUUCCUAUGUCUUCCCCUGAAAUUGCUUCCCUUUCAUGGGGGCAAAUGAAAGUACAAGGUUCAACUAAAACCUAUAAGGACUGCAAAGUGUGGCCAGGGGGAAGUCGCGAUUGGGACUGGAGAGAAACAGGAACUGAGCACACUCCUGGUGUACAGCCUGCAGAUGUGGAGGAAGUUGUCAAGAAAGGUGUGCAGACCCUUGUGAUUGGCCGCGGGAUGAGUGAGGCUUUGAAGGUGUCUCCAUCAACUCUGGAGUACCUCGAGAAACAAGGCAUUGAUGUGCGGGUCCUGCAGACAGAGCAGGCAGUGAAGGAGUAUAAUGCCUUGGUUGCCCAAGGUGUGAGGGUGGGAGGGGUCUUCCAUUCCACCUGCUGAUGGGGCCUUAAGAGAAUAAAUCAUGAAG